UGAAGCCGCCCAAAGAUAUUAAAGAAUCAAAUUGUGAGACAGUGCUUCAGAACAUGGCUAAAAAACCAGAUGGAAUUACUGAAGAGAUUCUCCGUAUACACACAGACAACUGCGCAUUAUUGGGAAAAUCUCUAGCCACCAAUGCACGUAUAGACAGUGCAGCAGAACAAGACCAGAACAACAGAGCUUUCUUUGAAACUUUGAUCCCAGAGCUGAGAAAUGUCAGGAAAGAGGACAUUCUGCUCUGUCGUAACGACGUGUCGAGGGUGAUAUUUAAAUAUGCCUACAAGGAUGCUACAUGGAAGUCGAUCAACGAUGGCCCAAUGGAAGGAAGUUCUGCAGCAACUAGUACUUCACUAUCAUCAAGAAGAAAGAGAGAAAGAAUAAAUGACGAUAAUGACUGCCAAAUUGUAAGUGCGUAUCCACCCCGACGAUACGUUCAGCCCAAUCAAUAAUAAUUGAUUGGAUAUAUCUUUCAGAAAUGAUGCAGCUUGGCUAUGACCCCUAUUUAUAUCCUCCUCAUUCAGCAUGGAGGUCUAAUGGCCCAAUGUACGAGCAGCACGUACUUCCAUACCCUGGACAGCGCCAGGAGUGCCACGGUCAAGUUGGAAUGUCGAGGCCAAUUCCUGCCCCCAAUUCUCACCCUGAAUUGAUCAACGGACAAAGUUCAGCAUACCAUGCCUUUCCUGGAGCGGGCCAUGUAUCAGGACCAAUUCUCCCAAGCCCAGCAUACACCCAAGGCAUUAAUCCAAUGCCUCCAGCAUCCAAUCAGUGCCAGGAGUGCCAUGGUCAAGGUGGAAUGUCGAGGCCAAUUCCUACCCCCAAUUCUCACUCUCAAUUGAUCAACAGGCAAAUUCCAGCAUACCCUGCCUUUCCUGGAGCGAGCCAUGUAUCAGGACCAA
This is a messenger RNA of Diachasma alloeum, 902 nucleotides long. RefSeq lists its product as uncharacterized. Lineage: Eukaryota; Metazoa; Arthropoda; Insecta; Hymenoptera; Braconidae. The coding region runs from base 54 to 455 and encodes 133 amino acids. The transcript is spliced from 2 exons. The record is from RefSeq and is a predicted model, not a curated record.